Molecule: messenger RNA, 1761 nt
Organism: Blumeria graminis f. sp. triticale
Lineage: Eukaryota; Fungi; Ascomycota; Leotiomycetes; Helotiales; Erysiphaceae
Source: the annotation of a GenBank genome assembly
AUGAAUGAAUCAAGCCGCAUUGUUUUUGAACUGCAGCGCAAACUCGCUGAACUUGAUCAUCGGGUAUGGGCUUAUCGGAGGGAUAUGGCUUCAGAGUUUGGGAAAUAUACUGAUGACCUACUUCGUGAUGUUCCUACUGACGUCUCUGAGACUGUUGCCCGCACGAUGGCGCAUUCCAUGAAUGGCUAUCGCUCACUAUAUCCAGAAAGCCCGCCAACAAUCAAGAUUAAGCCUUGCAACAAAAGCCAAGAUGCCCGUCUCGAAAACGGCGGCAUAGAUAUACCUGAACCUCUCCACCGUCCUACAGAGCAACUCCACAAAGUAGACCUACGAAGUCCACACGAGCGCGAAAAGGAGUUUCGAGGCGUGUUUACCCCCAAUUAUCUUCCCCUCCUCGAUCGAAGUAGUCGUGGACGCCGAUCUAUAUCAUCCGAUUCACCAAGUAUACAUCAAGCUGGCCGCGAAAAAGUUGGACAAGUCGAUGCGAGUACUGAAGUUACCGGAUCAUUGGCGCCUUCUCCGAAACCCCAACCGUCAAGCUCAAGGCAAAGAAAUACAGAGGAAACAUCUACAAGCUCAGACUGGAGUGAUAGUAGUACGGGUCGUCGAAGUGCACUAAGGCUAUCAUUAAAUUCAUCGAAAGGUAGCUGUCCAAGUCCGCGAAGAGUUAGAUUCGAUUUCGCCGGAGAGGAAGUCUUACCUACAUCUUCUCCCCUAUCAUCUGAGCCAGUUUUCGGAGACGAAACAUCUCCACCGGCUUCAGACUCUGAAGAAGAUUUUGAUGCAGAGAUGAUGGAGUAUCCAAGCGACCCAGCACCCCCAAGAAUAUCCUCCUCUCAGGCUUUAAGGUUGUUGUCAAGGAAGUCGCUGGAAGACGACGGGACAGUUUGGACGUCAGUUUAUGCCCCAGCAGAUGGAUCGGCGUCUGUCGCUGCUGAUAACGACUCAAUUAAUUUGCCACAAGGAAGUGAAAAUAAUAACUAUAAUUUUAGGCAUUCAAAAUUAUCGAGUCAUAGCAGAGUUAAUUCCUUGUCGCCUGUAGCUGAAUACGGAAAUCCGACUGACAAUGAUUCAUUCAAACUUCCACUCUCACAAUUUUUCGGCGCACCACCUUUUAAAUUUGGCUUUCCUGUGCUACCAAACACCAUUCCUGAUAUACAAGAAUCUCACAAUCUUAACAAUAAAAAGCUGGCAUUUGAGAAAGAUGACCAAGCGCUCUUUCAAUUCGACGAGACAGCGAAUCAACCAAAGCAACCUCAACCAACCAAUUGCACAGAUGAUGUUGAUUACGAUAGUUAUGAAGAAGAAGAAGAUUUUCUAACCAUAAGAUCAAGUAAAUACAAAUCUCAGCAAGCCAGCCUACCGUCCCACUCUCAAUCCUCUGCCAAGACUAUUCCUAAAAUACUGCCUACUCUUGUUACUCCCAAGCGAACAGGCCUCACAAAUUCCUUCAAAGAGCAUCCAUUCAGCAUGCCUAUAGUCAGCCCUCAAAUCCAUGCCCAGGCCGCCUCUCUUGGUGCGAUUGAUAGUUUUGUAGGAAGUGUGGAUGGUCGAACAGGCUUAGAUGAAAACAACUUACAGUACCCCGGCAUAAGCACAAGCGUCAAAGAAAAAACAAUAGGGAGAGGUUUGCGUACUGGAUUUCCGGCAAAGAGCUUGACAGAACGAAUGCGGUUAGAAGAUCUUAUGGAAGAAGACUCAUCUUGUUAUGAUGAUGAGCAACAAGAUCGAGCUGCUAUUGAUAUCGAUGGUGGAGGAUGA